AUGAACGCCGCACUCGAACAGAUCAAGCAAUUGGCCAGCCAGGCGGGCGAUUCAGCUCGGCAGCCUUUGAUUCUUGCUUUGAGGAAAGUAAUUAACUCGUUGGAGGCACCCGAGGAGAUGCUUCAGCGAGUUGGAAGUCAACACUUGGAUAGCGCGGCAACCGUAAUAGGAAUCGAUUUGGGACUGUUUGUCUUACUGGUGGAAGCAGAAUCCCCACUGACAGUGGAUGAGCUCGCACAGAAGACCAAGGCCGAGGAGGCUCUGCUAGGAAGGCUUUUGCGGUACCUUACAUCCAUUGGUAUGGUCGAUGAGGUUUCCAGAGAUCAGUUCAAAGCCAAUCUUGCCACGAAGAACAUGACAGCCAAAGUCAGCGAAGCGGGCCUUCGUCACUACUUUUACACCGUCUGUCCAGAGUUCCAGGCUCUGCCAUCGUUCUUGAAGAAAACAGGGUACCGGAAUCCGCAAGAUGAAAAUCACACUGCAUGGCACGAUGCUUUCAACACUGAUAAACAUCCAUUUGCUUGGUUCGGAGAGCACCCAGAGAAUAUGGCAUACUUCAAUGAGUACAUGGCCUCACGAAGAUUACCAGAAAAGUCGUGGUUGAAUGUGUAUCCUGUGGAAGGGGAGUGCGCCGGCUGGACUGCUGACAAACCCCUGUACGUCAACAUUGGCGGCAAUAUCGGCCACCAAUGUGCAGAGUUCAAGGAAAAGUACCCUCAUAUUCCUGGACGAGUUAUACUACAGGAUCUACCGUAUUCUAUUGACAACGCCCUACUGACACCAGGGGUGGAGAAUUUGGUCCACAACUUCUUUGAACCCCAGCCCAUCAAAGACGCCAAGUUCUAUUUUCUCCGCCGCGUUCUCCACAACCAUCCAGACCACAGAGUCAAGCAGAUCCUGGAACACACCAAGUCGGCAAUGACAAGUGAAUCGGUGCUCCUUAUCGACGAGGUGACGCUGCCUGAGACAGGUGUAAGAUUCGACGCUGCAAACGACGAUUUGACCAUGAUGGCAGUGUUUGCAAGCGCGGAGCGCUCUGAAAGACACUGGUCCGGUCUCUUCGCCGAAGUAGGCCUUCGACUAGUCAAGACCUAUAUAUACAACGCGCCCGUCUAUGAAUGCGUUAUGGAUGUCCGUCUAGCAUAA
Neoarthrinium moseri is the source of this 1146-nucleotide messenger RNA. RefSeq lists its product as uncharacterized. The coding region runs from base 1 to 1146 and encodes 381 amino acids. Lineage: Eukaryota; Fungi; Ascomycota; Sordariomycetes; Amphisphaeriales; Apiosporaceae. The transcript has 5 exons. Gene Ontology annotation, molecular function: O-methyltransferase activity. The record is from RefSeq and is a predicted model, not a curated record.